ACUACCAAUACAGUACAAUACACAUUUUACAAGUAUACACUAUACAUUUUUAUUUUUUAUACAACUUGACUUAAAGAUAUAAUCAAAAUAUAGCAAUAUAAUAAUAUUAUAUUAGUAUUGUAGUACUGGUUAUAUAUUUUAUAUAAUCCGUGAUUGUUGUUUCACAUUUGAUGUGAAACAAGACCUCGCUGCCCAAAUAAAAGUUACUAAUAGUUUCUAUAAAUCAUUCAAUAUGUCUUAUAUGUUAGCACAUUUGUUUAAUGGCUGGCAAGUCGAUCAGGCAAUUCUCUCGGAGGAAGAUAGGGUGGUUGUUAUUCGUUUUGGUCACGAUUGGGAUCCUACAUGCAUGAAAAUGGAUGAAGUUUUGUAUAAUAUUGCGGAAAAAGUGAAGAACUUUGCUGUUAUAUAUUUAGUAGACAUCACCAAAGUACCAGAUUUUAAUAAAAUGUAUGAAUUGUACGAUCCAUGCACAGUUAUGUUUUUCUUCCGUAACAAACACAUUAUGAUAGAUUUGGGUACCGGAAAUAACAAUAAAAUUAAUUGGGCACUUGAAGACAAACAAGAAAUGAUAGAUAUUGUUGAAACAGUGUAUAGAGGUGCCAGAAAAGGACGCGGUUUAGUUGUUUCUCCUAAAGAUUACUCUACAAAAUACCGUUACUAAAUAGUUAGUAUAUACUAGUUUAUAUCCUAUACUAUUUAUCUUAUGUAAAUGUAAUGUAUUGUGUGUAUGUGUGUGUAUAUAUAUAUGUAAUUUAAUUGAAUUGUUUUAAUAACUAUAUUUAAUACACUCCUGUAAAAACAAAUAAAAUAUUUUU
Messenger RNA from Acyrthosiphon pisum (pea aphid), 815 nucleotides. RefSeq names its product thioredoxin-like protein Dim1 (gene Dim1). Gene Ontology annotation, biological process: mRNA splicing, via spliceosome. The record is from RefSeq and is marked provisional. Gene Ontology annotation, cellular component: spliceosomal complex; U4/U6 x U5 tri-snRNP complex; U5 snRNP. NCBI's taxonomy places the organism in Eukaryota, Metazoa, Arthropoda, Insecta, Hemiptera, Aphididae.